GCUGACGAGGUGAAGAGGAAGAAAAGGAAAAAGGAUAAGAAGAAAAGAGAGGAUGGACAGGUAGAUAUCGUGGCUGGCGUCAUUCAAGGUGAUGUUUCAGCUAUAGAUGACAUGAAGAGGAAGAAAAGGAAAAAGGAUAAGAGGAAUAAGGAGGAUGGACAGGAAGAUAUCGUGGCUGGUGUCAUUCAAGGUGUAGUUUCAGCUGACGAGGUGAAGAGGAAGAAAAGGAAAAAGGAUAAGAAGAAAAGAGAGGAUGGACAGGUAGAUAUCGUGGCUGGCAUCAUUCAAGGUGAUGUUUCAGCUACAGAUGACAUGAAGAGGAAGAAAAGGAAAAAGGAUAAGAGGAAUAAAAAGGACGGACAGGUAUAUAUCGUGGCUGGUUUCAUUCAAGGUGAUGUUUCAGCUAUAGAAGAGACGGAGGAUAGACAAAUAGAUGAUGCUAAUAUCAGAAAGAUGAAAGAGACAAAAUUAGGGCACAAUUCGAAAGAUCUUUCUAAUGAAAAGACUGAAAAAAGAGUGAGAUUUUCUGAUAAUGUACAGUUUUUCCAUCCAAUCAGUGAACCUAGCAAUGAGAGGCAUGAAAAUAACAAACAAGAAUUACUGUUUGGCAAAAAAUUCACACAGGAAGAAGAUGAAAUCGUCAAAGAUGCUGUUUGUAGAUACAUAGAGGUAUAUAAUUUGGGCGAUGAAGGGUUGCAAAAGGUUUUGAAUUGCAAGUCUUAUCCUGAAGUAAGGGGCUGCUGGAAAGAGAUAGGGAAGGCUAUACCAUACAGGCCUUACAGAGCAGUUUAUUAUCGUGCACAACGUUUGUUUCGAAUGGGAGAGAAGCGUAAAUGGACUGAAGAAGAGCAUGGGAUGCUACGGAAGUUCCAGGGACAACAUGGGAAUAAGUGGACCGUCUUGGCAGAUGAACUUGGGAAACAUCCGGUUCAUGUAGGAAAUGCAUGGCAUAGGAUAAAACUGGAAAAUCGGAAGAGGGGACAGUGGGAUCAGGAGGAAGUACAGAAAUUGUUUGAUUUAGUAAACACCGAUCUGCAACUUAAGCUCUCUGAAGAAAGGAAAUCUAAGCAUGGGAUGUUACGGGAUAAUAUUUGUUGGAGUUCAAUUAGUGACAAUUUGUCCACAAGGAUUUCCCACCAUUGCUGCAAUAAAUGGUACAGACAAUUAACAUCCUCGAUGGUGGUUGCAGGUGAAUGGGCAGAUACUGAUGACUAUCGUUUAAUUGCUGCCCUUUUUGAACUGGACGCAAGCUGCAUAGAGGACGUGGAUCGGGACAAUCUUCUCUCCCACAGGCAUGGAGAUUUAUGUCGAAAAAGAUGGAAAGAGAUGGUGCGUCAAAUAAGUCAACAUGAAAACAAGUCAUUUGAUGCACAAGUACAAGUGUUAGCAAAGAGAUACCGCCCUGAUUUAGUUGGAGCAAGGGAGGUCUGGGAUAGUAAACCACUUGUUCCAUGACAUGUUCAACACUCACAUGGGUGUUUCUGUAGAGAGAUGCUUAAGGCACUAGUAUGCACUUCUGUCUACAACUUAGCGCGUCACUUCUGUACUUGAUUUAUUUCGUUCUUUUAAUUUUUGAGAGGUUUAUAAAACAUCUGCAAAUAUUAGUC
Messenger RNA from Solanum stenotomum, 1607 nucleotides. RefSeq lists its product as uncharacterized. NCBI's taxonomy places the organism in Eukaryota, Viridiplantae, Streptophyta, Magnoliopsida, Solanales, Solanaceae. The record is from RefSeq and is a predicted model, not a curated record.